Acanthocheilonema viteae is the source of this 1026-nucleotide messenger RNA. The record is from the annotation of a GenBank genome assembly. Lineage: Eukaryota; Metazoa; Nematoda; Chromadorea; Rhabditida; Onchocercidae.
AUGGGUGUGAAUAGCAUUCUAUUUAUCACCGGUACUGUAGGUAUCAAAUUAGCUGUAAGUCACAUGUUGCACGUAGAGGAUGACGCCCAUAUAAUGGAUCUUCUUCGUGCAAAAUUUACAUCAUUUGCAAAUUUUCAUACACGUUUAUACACAUGUGCCAAAGAAUUCGAUUUUAUAGGAAGCGAGGAUCUAACAGAUCUUAUGAGAACUCUUCUUUUGCCAGCUGCGGCUUUAUCAUUUUUCCUCGUCUUCAUGUUUUUUGUAUGGUAUGAACCGCUGAUGUUUCGAGAUAAAAUUCGAGUCAAACCAUGUGCUGAGAUUGUUUACAAUAUUAUCCAGUGUAUUUGUUUCAUCGUCAUGGCUUUUCUUAUCAUGCGUUUAAAAUUAUUCAUGACACCUCAUUUAUCUAUUAUUGUGGCAGUUUUAGUUAACUAUGAGUUCGUGAUACAUGCUAUUCAUUUCAACAUAUCAAAAUGGUUGCAUCGAAUUUUAAUUGUUGCACUAUUAGCAACUAUGGCCUAUCAGGGAGUAAUAAAUAUCCAAAAACAGUGGGAAAUUCAGGGAGAAUAUAGUAAUCCGGAUCAGGAAGCACUUUUUAAUUGGAUAUCUACUAAAACGAAAAUAAAUUCUGUUUUUGCUGGCCCUAUGCCGGUUAUGGCCAAUGUCAAAUUGUCUACCGGAAGACCAAUCGUAAAUCAUCCUCACUAUGAAGAUGCUGAAUUGAGAUUUCGAACGCUUAAGAUUUAUUCACUAUUUAGCCGGAAGCCGUUGAACGAAGUUUAUAAUACUUUGAAAGAAAUGGGAAUCAACUAUUACAUUUUUCAGCCAAGUUGGUGUGACGCACGUGUGUCCGUACCGGAAUGUAGCUAUCGAGCAAUAUGGGAUUUACAGGAUCCCGCGAAUCGAAAACGUGAAUCGUUAUGUGAUUUAAUUUUAGGUGUAUUGAAUGGGCAUCAUAUGAAAAAAGACCUUGCACCAUUCAGAAUUGUUUAUAGUGCUAGGAGCUAUGUCGUUUUUGAGCUUUAA